GGCGGAUGUUAGCGCAUAACCGGAAGUUCGCCCGUCAGACGUGCGCGAGCGAUGUUUGUGUGUGUUGUUUUAGUCGUCGCAGUGAUUUAAAUGUCGUUUUAAUAUUUAUAAUAUAUUUGUUUUUGUUUAAUUGAGAUGAUGAGCUGCGCAGUGAUGUUACAGGCGCAGAUCUCCGCCAUCAUGGAUGUGUUGGUGAAGGCGGCGGUGGCGGAGAUCGGUCAGCUGCUGGAGGACGACGCUGCUGCUCUGCAUGAGGAGAUCAUGAGGAGAAACGAGGAGAUCCAGGGACUGAAAGCUCGACUGAUCCUCACCGAGACUAAACUACAGCGCUUUACUACAGACAGAAGCUCUGUGGCCGUACAGGUGGAGAUGAUGGACACAAGUGUGGUGGUCUGUUCACGAGAGUCAAGGGCUGAAGGUCAGGAUAAGAGCAUCAUGACCAGUCCAGAGAAAGAGCUCUCAGAGGAGAAGCCAAGCAUUUCAUCAGAGAUUAAUUCACAUCAUUUAAGAAGAGAGGAAGUGAUCAAGUCAUUUAAACCUUCAGAGGAAACCAGAGGAACCCCGGCCGAGGAAGAGGACCUCAGUGGAUUAGAGUUUGAGAUGAAGAUUGAACAGGUAGAAGAACUUGUUGAUCAAAAACUAAGUGAAGUUCAGACAGAGCAAAAGAGUGACAAACAAAACCACUGUGAACAACAACAACACUGUGACAAUAAUAACUCUGAUUUAUGGCUGUCAGGAGGACAUCCAGAGAAAGCCUUUGAUCAUUCUGAGGGUCUUAUUCAAGAGUCUCAUCAACAAACUCAGACUUUUACAGAUUCAUAUGUCACACAAGUGUUGAUGGAAGAUCCGCUAAGUUCUCAGUCUUCGUCCGGAUUGUUUGGCUCUGGUGUUAUGCUGGAGAACGAGAGUUUUAGUGCUUCAGCAAAUGAAAACAUAGAGUACAGUUCCAACCUUUUGAUGUCUGCACGACAGGAUCCCCAUAGACGAUCACCGACUGCGCCCAGAACCGGCCCGACCGACUCCAAUACAUUUAGCAGAUUUCCAUCGUCUCAUUCCGGCUCACGUUUGCCUAAAACACUCACGCAGAAUGUAUAUAUGGCGGACCACCCACGGCGCAACGUAAGGCCAAAACCGUUCCGAUGUGAGGAGUGCGGUAAAGGCUUCACGCAGAAAACACGCUUGGUAACACACAGACGAGUACACACGGGUGAAAAACCCUUUCGCUGUCAGCUGUGUGGUAAGAUGUUCUCCAGACAGGAUAACUGUCUCAGACACGUGCGCUUGCACAGUGGGCAGCACUGGUAACCGGACAUGCUCGGAGAUCACAUCAUGUUUAGACGACAACAACUUUCUGUAUUUAAAAAAAAAACUAGUUUGUUUUUGUUGUGCAUGUUGAAAUCUAUCCCUACAUGUUGUUUAUUUGCCUGCACUUAUGUUUGAAAGGUUACUGGUUGAUUUUUAAGUGAAGUGUAAUAUUCAAAUAAAAUACAGAAUAGAGGGUAUGCACAUGACGUCACUGUCGGCGAGAGGGACUUUCGGUUACGCCCACUGAGUGGCAAAAGACAGAGCGGCAACAUUUGCGUGCAGCGUGACAUCGGUGAAAACGCGUCUAAAUGGGGAACAGCUGCUGUGCGAUAGAAUGCACUCAGAGAUUAACAAGAAUUUGGUCUAUCAUUUUACAGACUGCCAAAAAACACUGAAAGGAGAAAUAAAUUGAUCGUUCAUGUCAACGUCCACAGACCACAGGUGGGUUAAUAAGUUGCUAGCGUCACUAUCAAGAGGAGGUUUUUCUUUCUACUUAAAAGUAUUUUUCAAGUAUUUGUAUUUUAUUCAUGUUUUUCUUUGAAAAACAUACAUUCCAAUGCAUAUUAUCAUCAUUUUUACAUGACCUUUCAUAAAUAAUAGUUUUUUGUUUUACAUUUAAUAUUUAAGUACAUUAACAUACUUUUACUUAAGUAAAAGUACAAAAUUUUAAUGUAAUUAGGUAUUAAAUAAAUUUUAAUAUGCCAUAUAAAGAAUACACAGUAUGAUUAUAUGCUUUAGAAUGUAGUGAAUAAAAUUUUUCCCAAUACAAACAUCCUAAUAAAGCACAGAUGCUUGGAAAAUGUAACUAACAUAAUUAAGUAUUGUCCACCUCUGCUAUCAAGCCCAACUAAAUUCAAUUUAAGCUGAUAAUAGUCAGUUUUACUGGCAUUUUCGCAGCACCCGCUAUGAAACCAGCCAUUUUGUUGAACGUUUGGCACUCAACAGGGCGAGCUCUCGCGUGGAAAAGUGACGUCAAUGCAUACCCUCUAUUGCAUAGGGCUGAGCGGUAUGCCGGUAUGUUCUGUUACCGUAAAAUAAAAUGUCAGACGUAACAAAUUUUUCUAUUCCGUGGGUACAAUACAAAUUGAAAAACAUAUAUGACAUUGAUUUUUGUUCAUACCGCCCACCCUUAGAAUUACACUUUGUUGAGUUACAACAGUCACAUGAGUUUAUUAUUAUCAAUGAUUAUUUUUGCAGUUCUUUUGUUUUCUGUAAGUGGCAUUUCACUUCACACUUGCUGUUUAAUUGUCGUUCAUUAUUGAAGUAAACUGUGAAGCAUCAAACAUUUCA
Messenger RNA from Misgurnus anguillicaudatus (oriental weatherfish), 2595 nucleotides. RefSeq lists its product as uncharacterized. Gene Ontology annotation, biological process: regulation of transcription by RNA polymerase II. Gene Ontology annotation, cellular component: chromatin; PcG protein complex; transcription regulator complex. Gene Ontology annotation, molecular function: RNA polymerase II cis-regulatory region sequence-specific DNA binding; DNA-binding transcription factor activity, RNA polymerase II-specific. NCBI's taxonomy places the organism in Eukaryota, Metazoa, Chordata, Actinopteri, Cypriniformes, Cobitidae. The record is from RefSeq and is a predicted model, not a curated record.